Molecule: messenger RNA, 5245 nt
Organism: Ruditapes philippinarum (Manila clam)
Lineage: Eukaryota; Metazoa; Mollusca; Bivalvia; Venerida; Veneridae
Product: DDB1- and CUL4-associated factor 1-like
Exons: 38
Coding region: 127-5157 (1676 amino acids)
Biological process (GO): protein ubiquitination
Cellular component (GO): nucleus; Cul4-RING E3 ubiquitin ligase complex
Molecular function (GO): protein binding
Source: RefSeq, a predicted model, not a curated record
CUACAAUUGCAAAACAUUCAAAAUGGCGGUAGCGUUUACUUUUCGCACAUGCAAUUUUUAACUUCUUGUUGAAACGAAAUCUGAGAUCGUCUUGUCAUCUUCUGUUGUGAUUGACAAAGCACAAUUAUGGCAGCUUUAGACUCUUUAGCGGAGUUAAACAGUAUUCUUGAAGAAUGGAACAAUGAGAAUGCUGCUGCAGGAUUUGCUACGUCUAAUCCAGUUCCAAAAAUAACCAAACUGGCAGAGAUAGUUGAGAGGGAAACUGAAGCCUACUAUAAAAUGGAUCCUGACCCUUUUGAUGACAGGCAUCCAGGUAGAGCCAACCCAACAUGUACACUUGGACAUUUGUUUAAGGCCCUGUUUAAGAAUGAGGAAUUUAUGAACAGGCUCGUUUCAAGUUACGUGUUACACGCACAACGUGAUCUUACUGUACAGACACUAGCUUGCCGAUUACUAUAUGAUAUUCUCCCAGGACUUGAGACGUCUGUUGUGUUUCAAGAAACGGAGGGGCUUGUGGAGCAGUUGUUUAAAUGGGCGGAGAAAGCAGAUGAACCAUUGAGAACAUACGCUACAGGGCUACUUGCUGGUGCCAUGGAGCUACAAGAUGUGGCAGCUAAUUUUAAGGAGAAAAAUUCAGCAUUGGUAUCAGUGAUGCUUCAACGUUUACAUGCUCUUCAGAAGGAGAUGCAUGAAGAAUUCCUGAAAGCGGAGGCAUCUAGAGUGGAGGAGAACCAGAGAAACUUUUCCAUGUUUGGUUCCCCUUGCAAGACUAGCUCAAAUAGUGCUUUUUCUCCAGUAAAGGGAAAGAACUCUAAAUCUCCUUCAAAGGGAGAUCAAUCAGUAUCCGCAAAUAAAGUGUCCCCAAAUAAAGUGUCUCCAAACAAAUGGGAAAAACCUCCUUCAAAGUCAGAACUGUAUAAUAAAAGUCCGGAUAAAUUAGUUUCAGUGAAGGAGAAUGAUAACAAAAGUGAAACAAAACUAAAUGAAGUUUUGACAAAUUCCAAAGUGGAUGUUCUGGAGAACAGCAUCACAACUUUGAAUAACAGUAAAGGAGUCGGUGAGAAUAAACCUAUAGUCAGUUAUAGCCAGACUCCUGGAUGUAGUGAUGUAUUGUCAGAGAAGAACGUGAAAAAUGAUAACAAAAUCAAGACUGAUUUAGACAUUGGUUCACAUACAAAUGUCGUGGAAAAUGAGGAAAUUUUGAUUGAGAGUAAUGGUAAAGGUUUAUUGGAUGGUGUAAAUUUGACGGACAAUUUGGAUGAUUCUGAAUCUGAGGAUGACGAACAGAAGAAUGGUAUAACUGUUGAAGAGAGACGAGCUAGAUUGAAGCGUACUUUGUCUCCUAGUUUCUACAGUGAAGAUGUGUACAGGUUGAAGAGACAACGAAUUCGGGAUGACAGCUUCAUGUUGAGUGACGUCAGUAACAGUAGUUGGGCAGAUAUACAACCAUAUGUGAUAGGAUCAUACAGUCUAGAACCACUUAGCCUCGGUAUGAAACAGAGGCUGAUCUUACAAUACCUCACACCUAUGGGAGAGUAUCAGGAGCUGAUCAGUGCAGCAUUUGAACAUAGGGCAAUGGAUCUAGUAUUUUACUAUAUUAACCUGAAGUACAACAGAGAUGUGCGCUUAGCUUUUGAAGCUUUAAAAUACCUGGCUGUGUUAUUAUGCCAUAAAAAGUUUGCUAUAGAGUUCUUGAAUCGUGGAGGAGUACAGAAACUGUUAGAUGUAUAUAGACCUUCUAUAGCUGCCACUGGUGUAUCCCUAUGUCUCUAUUAUCUAUCCUACUUUGAAGAUGCCAUGGAACGGGUGUGCCUGCUAUCAGAUCAUAUAUUGACCACACUUGUAAAUUAUGUGUUAUGGUUGAUGGAGUGUUCCCAUGACUCUAGUAGGUGUCACGCUGCCAUGUUCUUUACUCAAUCCUUCACAUUCCUUGUCAUACUGAACAAGUUUGAUACACACGAUGGUCUACGCAGACUCUACAAUGUUAUCAGUACACUGGAGAUUAUGAACAUAGACAGUAGUUCCUCUCCGAAUGAAGAUCAGAUAUUCACCAUGAGGCAGUCAGCUAGGCAUGUAUGUGUAGCACUCAAGAGAUAUUUUGAGGCUCAUCUUAUACUGAAGGUGAAUGAACUGAAGAGAUCUCAUGCCAGGAAUGAAGGCGGUUCCCCGCAGCCGGAAACUCCAGCUUAUAAGGCUAUGAAGAUAACACCAGAGUUGGUACAGGAGAACAUUGAGAUCUUGAUGGAGAUGAUGCCAGUAAGACAACAGUGGCAACCUGAGGCUACUUUCCAUAAACUAGGGGGAAUUACUCUACUUACACAGCUUCUAGGCAUUUCACCUGACUGGAGUAGCUACACUGGAAAGCCGGAGACAUUGAAGGCAGCUUUGGAUGUUAUUGGACUAUGUUGUGUUACUCCAAAAUCCCAGCUUCAACUGCUGGCCCCUAUACCAAUGCCAGAUGAUGCCACAACUCCAGGCAUCAGUAUAUUGAUUGGUCUGGCAGAUGGUGAGAUUAUACAAGACCCUGAUGUACAGAGGGCAGCCCUUAAUGUUAUCAUUAACUGUGUAUGUGGACCUCUAGAACGGCUUGGAGGAGGUGUAGGAAGAUAUAUGGGAUCAGGGUCAAGGAAGAAAAUUAACUGGAAGCUGGGAGAAGAUGUUCUUACCAAGAUGUGGAACAGUGUGAGGGAGAAUAAUGGAAUUAUGGUGCUAUUAAAGUUGCUGUCAAUCAAGACUCCAAUAACAGAUGCUGAUUCUAUCAGAGCUCUGGCAUGUAAAGCACUGGCUGGUAUGGCAAGAUCAGAAACUGUGAGACAGAUUAUCAGUAAACUACCUCUUUUCUCUAAUGGCCAGUUACAAUCUUUAAUGAAGGAACCUAUUCUACAAGAUAAGAGACAGGAGCAUGUGAAGUUUUGUAGAUAUGCUACAGAACUUAUAGAGAAAGUCUCUGGAAAACAGACCAAUAAAUAUAGUGAUGCUACACUGGAUGAUAUUAGAAAGGCAGAUAUUGUUGCCCAGUCUAAGAUAAUCUAUAAUGAAAAGGAACUUCUUCAGCUUAUAUAUGAUCAUUUACAGAGUAAAGGAUAUCAUGAAGCUGCAGAUGUGUUACACAGGGAGGCGGGACUACCAAGAUGUGUUACCCCUCCUCCAGCCCACCCCUCAAACCUUCAAGUGUUCCCUCCAGCACAUGCUGGAAGCCCAUGUCUAUUUUCACCUUCAAAUCCAGGAAUAUCAGCCCCUAGAGCAUUAAAUCGUCAGCUAAGUCAACCAGCUCCUAUAUUAUCCAUUGGUGUCACAUCCUUGCCAAAUUUGCCAGCCUCCCAGCUCAAUCCUAAUGGUGUAACUCCCAAUACUACAUCAACAACUAGAUUACCAUCCGCGUAUUCCAGUCAGGGGAGUCAACCUUCUCUGUCACCUCAGGGAGCAUCAUCGUCAAGGUUACCAAGUUCUCAGUCAACGUCAACUCAAGGGUCAAGUGGUAGCCAGAUUGCAGGGUCAACCGCAGGACCUAUCAGAUUUAGUAUAGGUAGACAGACACAACCAUUACAGCCCCCUAAUACACCAGUUUCUUCAAGCAGAAGUUUACAGCAUAGAUGUAAGUACGUGAAGGAGAGGGACAGCAGCUUGUUUAGUCCAGCAAUAAGGAAAGGGUUGUUACAGAAAUCUCAGAUGGAUUAUGAGAUGAGUCUAGACAAGAUAGUAACAGAAUAUCUACGUAAACAGCACGCCUUGUGCAGAAAUCCGGUUGUAACAUGUCCACCAAUGUCUCUAUUCCAACCACAUCAAUGUCCAGAACCUAGAGGUAAUACCAGUGCACCACUUAGCUUUACUUCCAGAACUUACAUGAAAAUGUUAAAACCAAAGUAUGGAGGUGUAGAUGGGUGUAAAUUAGACAGGAAAUUUAUUUAUAGCAGGUUUAAGGCAAUGAGAACGUAUAAAGAGUCGGAGGACGAUGGCUUCUCCUGUUGUACAUUUGCUUCUAGUCAAAAGUAUUUAAUGUUAGGAACGUACGGGGGAAAUCUCAAGCUUAUCAAUACACAGAGUACUGAGGAGACAGGAAGUUUUCACUGCCAUUCAUCUCCGUUAACUCAUUGUGAACACUCAAGGGAUGGUAAGAUGGUUAUAACUGCAACAACAUAUGGUAUCAUGAAUUGCUCAGCAUUGUGGACAUGGGGAGCUGAAACUCUUGACAAAGGAUUUGAGUUUGAAGAUCAUCACCUGGAGUUUAGCAGACAUGUACAAGAUAGAUUAAUAGGCACCAAAGAGGAUGUUGCAAAUAUAUAUGACAUCACUACGGGUGACAGAAUAAUACGACUAUAUGACGCAGAUAAAGCCAACAAUUAUAAAGCUAACCGUGCAGUAUUCAAUCCUACAGACGACCUAGUUCUCAAUGAUGGUGUAUUGUGGGAUAUCAGGACACCGAAGGCUAUACACAAGUUUGACAAGUUUAAUCAGUAUGUUAGUGGAGUGUUUCAUCCUGUAGGAUUAGAAAUAAUCAUUAAUUCUGAAGUUUGGGAUAUACGUUCAUUCCGACUGUUACAUACAGUACCUGCCCUAGAUCAGUGUCAGAUACGCUUUAAUCACCUUGGUGAUGUCAUGUAUGCUACACAUAUAGAUGAAGAGUUAGAGUUAGACUCAGACAGACAUAGCCCGUAUGGUUCAACAUUCAGGACAUUUGAUGCCACUAACUAUGCUGCUAUAGCAACAAUGGAUGUAAAGUCAAGGAGUAUAUCUGAUCUAUGUACAGAUACUGCAGAUACCUAUCUAGCUGUAGUAGAGAAUCAGCAGUCAGUAGAUGUAGGUGCGGAGGAGAAUAUCUGUAGACUGUAUGAGAUUGGUAAAAUGAAGGAUGAUGAAGAUGAUCAGCAAAAUGAAGAAGAAGAGGAGCAAGUUGCUGAAGAUGACGAUGAUGAUGAUGAUGAUGACGACGAUGAUGAUGAUGACGACGAUGAUAAUAUGGAAUUUAUAAUCAAUGAUGAUGAUGAUGACAAUGAUAAUAACAGUGGUGAUAAUGAUGAUCUUGGUGGUGAUGAUGAUGACAACGACGACGAUGAUGAUGAUAUUAUUUUAUCACUUGGAAGUGACGAGGACGAUGAUGAUGAUGACGACGAUGAUAUGGAUUUAGAUGGUGCUUUUUUUGAACUUGCUGAUCUGUAAUGCCAAAAGUAAUGAACUUUGUAGAAUUGACUUGUAAAGUUUGUGUUCUAAAAGAACCAAAUAUGUCCGGAAAAAGUCAUUCAGAGAU